Molecule: messenger RNA, 3627 nt
Organism: Aspergillus bombycis
Lineage: Eukaryota; Fungi; Ascomycota; Eurotiomycetes; Eurotiales; Aspergillaceae
Exons: 5
Coding region: 1-3627 (1208 amino acids)
Biological process (GO): nucleoside metabolic process
Molecular function (GO): ATP hydrolysis activity; protein binding
Source: RefSeq, a predicted model, not a curated record
AUGCUAGAUGAAGUGUACCCAGACCUUGAUCAGGCUGAGGGCGACGAGAAUAUCUACACCCUCGGUCGGAUUAAAGAACAUAAUAUCGUUAUCGCUUGUCUUCCAGCUGGUACUACCGGAAUAAUACCUGCAUCCAAGCAAGCGGCAGAUAUGCUUCGAACCUUCCCAAGGAUUCGGUUUGGACUGAUGGUAGGUAUUGGUGGAGGAGCUCCAUGUGCCAACAAACCUCCCAGUGAGGACAUUCGACUCGGCGAUGUCGUUGUGAGCACUCCAGACAAAACCCUCGGUGGGGUGGUGAAAUAUAACCAUGGAAAAGUGGUAGCUGGCGGCAAGUUUGAGCGCACCGGUAUGCUCAAUAUGCCGCCUACCCAGCUAAGAAACGGGGUGUCAAAAUUACGCUCUAAGCAUGAACAAUAUCGUAAUGCGAUUUCCCGAUACGUGUCGCAAAUGAUUGAGAUGGCAUCAGAGUCCGAUGAUGCGAAUCCGCAGUUCAGAUAUAUGUUUUGUCAUCAGGGCUUAGAGAACGACCAGUUAUUCGAAGCAUCCUACGAGCACGUGGAAUUUGCACAACAAACAAACGCGAUAAAACAUACUUUAUUCCCCGCUAUGGGACUGCUGGGUUGUGUUAUAAUCAUCAUUGCAAGUACAACCAUCGUGCAACAGCUGCCUUGGACUAGUACUCUUGCAACAUGCUCCGUGGUGUGCGGCAUCGCUGCGAUAGCACUUAUUAUGGACUUCCGCACAGGAUGGCAGAGCGCACUAAGUACCAUCAAUGAUCCUAAACGGCCUUGCCCAUGUUGCAACAAAUCACGUAUAGUUCAUCGACAGCCCCGGGAGACCAAUGAUCCUAUCAUUCAUUAUGGCACUAUUGCAUCUGAUGAUGUUGUUAUGAGGCAUGCAACCACAAGAGAUAAACUUCAGCAACAGUAUAAUAUACUAUGCUUUGAGACGGAGGCAGCAGGGUUGAUGAAUGAUUUUCCUUGCCUUGUUAUUCGUGGAAUUUCCGAUUAUUCAGAUACUCACAAACACAAGCUCUGGCAAAGGUAUGCUGCUGCAACAGCAGCUGCAUAUACCAAGGAGCUUCUUGAGGUCAUCCCCCCUACCGAGGUGACAAAAAUGGGGCCAGCAGUGGAUAUAGUAGAUAUUGUGCGUAAUGAAUUUGCUACGAUACAUGCUAAAAUGAACAAAAGCCUUGGCCCUCUACUGAAUGAACAGGUGAAUAAGGAGCAUAAAAAGAUCUUGGAUUGGCUGGCUCCUUCGUCCCAUGAAUCACAACAUCUGGAUGCUUAUAAAAAGCACCAGCCAGGUACUGUAAAAUGGUUUCUAGAGUCUCAAGAGUUCCUCAGCUUGAUGAACGGGGAUGUAUCGACUCUUUUUUGCCCCGGUAUCCCUGGUGCUGGCAAAACUAUACUAGCUUCGAUGGUAAUAAAGCAUUUGCAAGAGCAAGGAGAUGGCCAGUCAUGUAUCACUUUCCUAUAUUGCAGCUACGGAAAGAGACAAGAACAAACAACAGAAAACCUCUUAUCUACCCUUCUGAGACACGUUGUUGAACAAUGUGACCUCAUCCCAGAGUCAGUCAGCCUUCUUUAUGAGUCUCAUACAAAGAAGCAUAUAAAGCCGACUCCUGAUAGCUUAUUGGACACACUCAUUCACAUUAUCAGGACUCAGAAUCGAGCAUUUCUUGUGGUUGAUGCUGUGGACGAAUGCCCUGACGAGACUUGGAAGGGUUUACUGAAGGCAAUUCGGAAGUUACAAGAUAAUACUCGUCUGGGAUUUAUGGCAACGUCGCGCCCUUCACUAGAGCGAGAAAUUCAGGGCGCUACGCGACUGGAAAUUCGUGCAAGCCAAAACGACAUUGAGAGCUACUUGGACAAUCGUUUUCAGGAGCUAUCUAAAUGUGCCCAGCAAGAUAGCCGAUUGAAGGAGAACAUAAAGCAGCAAAUCUGUGACGCAGCUGACGGCAUGUUCCUCCUCGCCACCCUUCACAUGGAUUCAUUAAAAGACAAACGAACACCGAAUGAAUUCAGAAUAGCUCUCCAAAGCCUCCCAAAAGGGCUAGGAGCAUUGGAUAUGGCGUAUGACAAUGCGGUUAGCAGAAUUGACGAUCAAGGGGCAAAUUCCCGUACAUGGGCCCGUCGUGUCCUAUCCUGGGUGUUCCAUGCCAUACACCCAUUACGACCGAUUGAGCUUCAACAUGCUCUAGCCAUAGCAGCAGGAGACCGCCGACUUCAAGAAGAUCGUCUUCCAGUGUUCGAGGAAAUUACCUCCCUCUGUGCAGGACUUGUCAUACUCAAUCAGGAGAGUCGUACUAUCCAGCUAGUUCACUACACGACUCAGGAGUAUUUCAGUAAUCUUGACUGGAUUCAAACAUCAAUUGAUGAUAUUACAACAAGCUGCAUCACAUACCUCCACUUUGACGAUUUUGAAAGCGGCUUUUGUCCAUCGAAAGAAGAAUUUGAGAAACGGAUUGAGCUACACCCGUUUUACGCAUAUGCUGCUAGUACCUGGGGGCAUCAUGCCCGCUCUUUACCGAUCAAAAAGGAAGAUUUGAUUAUGGGAUUUCUUGAAAGUAAGGCCAAGGUGUCCGCUUGUAGCCAGGUUCUUCUGAACUACAAGUUCUGGAGUGUAGAUAACGAGGUUGUUCCCGGACAAGCGAGUGGUGUCCAUCUUGCUGCCUAUUUUGGCCUACAAAAAGCCCUCGUAGCUCUAUUUAACAGAGGGCAUGGCAAGGAUUCUAGAGACAGCCAUGGUCAAACUCCGCUCUACUGGGCUGUUGAGGGUGGAAAUGUGGAAGGAGUGGCUUUACUUCUUUCCAAGGGCGCUAAUCCGAACCUCUAUUCUGAUGGUGUCCGUUGGACGCCACUCCUCCGUGCCAUAGGUAGUGAAAACGAGAGCAUAAUACGGCUCUUACUUGAAAGCCAUGCGGACCCAAACUUUUGCUCAAAAGGUUACACACCACUGAUCUUAGCUAUAUCCCUUGAUUAUGAAAAGAUUGUCAAAGUCCUACUAGAAUACGCUGAUCCAAAUCUCUACUCACACGGCUACACACCACUGACUUUCGCUAUAUUCCUUCAGCACGAAGGAGUUGUGAAUAUCCUGCUUGAAUGCGCUGAUCCAAACCUCUGCUCAAACGAUCGAACACCACUUCUUCACGCUAUAUCCACUCGACAUGAAGGAAUUAUCCAGAUCCUGCUUAAAUGCGCUGAUCCAAAUCUCUGCUCGAAUAGUCGAACACCACUUGCUUACGCUAUAUGCCUUGAACACGAGGAGGCAGUGAGACUACUGCUUGAAAGUCAUGCCGAUCCAGAUUUCAGAGGAGACCACAAUGAAAUACCACUGCUCUUGGCUCUACUCCUCAAACACGAAGGAAUUAUCAAACUUUUGCUUAAACACAUUGGUCCAAACCUCUGCUCUAGUGGUCCCGCACCACUGCCUUUUGCUGUAGUCCAGGGAUAUGAGGAGGGUGUGAAACUACUGCUCGAACUUUACGCUGACCUAAACUUUUGCAUAGUAAAUGUAGAAAGGGAUAUGGAAACUGCGAUUAGUGUGGCUAAAGAACUUGGGCAUGAAGAAAUACUCGAGUUAUUACUUGAUAGCAGGAGCAAGGUUGUAAGUUUGGAAUACUGA